AUGACCUGCCUUGACGAUGGCGACGCACACAGCUGGAACAACAACGCUGACCUCACAUAUAAUACAGAGAUCUACAACAGGGCCCAAGAGGGCCCAGGAAUCAACCUAACACUCUCUCGGGACGAAGGCAAAGAGACCCUGACAGGGCAGCUGAUGAAACUGAGCAACCGGGUCAUGGGUGCCACACAAGAACUCGAAGGCGCGGUCAUGACUACGUCCUUGACAGUAAACUCCCCGGUCGUGAAUGAAGCGUUCGAAGCUGCGAAUGCUUUAGUGCACAUCAUCAACAAUAUCUCUCUGGCGGACAGUACAUAUGGCUCCUCGCGACCUUUGUCCCGCGAUGAAAACGAGCGACAACUGUCUACCGAAUACAACCCAAUUUUCAUGGCUCUCGCCUCUUACCAGCACGUCCUCGCCCUCUUCCACGCAAUUUGUGACUUUAUCAAGAGGUCCUUGGGGUCCAUAGUUCAAGGAACUGUACUGCAACAACAAACUUUGCACGGCGCUGGGUCGUCCUCUGCGCAAUUCAUCAUGGUUCUGCAGCUUAUCAUGCACCUACUCAACCGUAUAGGUCGCAGCCUUCGAAUGGGGAACCGAGAGAAUACUGACCAACACGAGCUGACGUUCGGGUCUGACGGCAAUGGAGAAAGCGGCAGCUCAGAGAGCAUUGUCGACUCUGCUCAGGUCAUGCUCAAAACCCUACCUGAUGAGCACGUCAAGCUUAGUGAGCUCAUUCAGGAACUUCAAUCUUGCAUAGAGGAAGGACUUUAUGUAUAG
Penicillium subrubescens is the source of this 777-nucleotide messenger RNA. RefSeq lists its product as uncharacterized. Lineage: Eukaryota; Fungi; Ascomycota; Eurotiomycetes; Eurotiales; Aspergillaceae. The record is from RefSeq and is a predicted model, not a curated record. The transcript has a single exon. The coding region runs from base 1 to 777 and encodes 258 amino acids.